Molecule: messenger RNA, 703 nt
Organism: Eruca vesicaria subsp. sativa (arugula)
Lineage: Eukaryota; Viridiplantae; Streptophyta; Magnoliopsida; Brassicales; Brassicaceae
Source: the annotation of a GenBank genome assembly
CUCCAAUGGAUCGUUGACUGCUUCUUAGAUCUAUUUUGAUUUUUCUCGAAUUGUUAUUGAAUUCAUUUAACAAAUGAUCUGCUUUAAAUUAACGGAUCAAAUUAUGUUUUUUUUUCCGACCGAACCUAAAAAACCAACACUUUGAAACAAGAAUCAUCCUUUGUUAGUACUUGCUGUAGUAUUUCUCAUUAAAAUCUCCCGCCAAAUAGUGUGAUCAGUUAGUUGGAUUAUGUGCAAUCUUUUUUAUUUCUUUCCUCACUAAUCACCUAUUAGCUUGUGUGUCAAAAAAAUGUUUUUUUCACUUUCAAUUAUUUAUUGUGUUAUAAAACAAGAGUUAUAUAGUUUGUGUAGGAUAAAAAAGAAGAAGAUGGAAUCGAGCAGAGGAGGUCAAGGUGGGAUUCAGCAGUUGCUUGCUGCUGAGCAGGAAGCUCAACAGAUUGUCAAUGCUGCUAGGACGGCAAAGAUGGCAAGGCUGAAGCAAGCCAAGGAAGAGGCUGAGAAGGAGAUUGCAGAAUACAAAGCUAAAACAGAGCAAGACUUUCAGAGAAAACUUGAGGAGACUAGUGGGGACUCAGGUGCUAAUGUGAAGAGGCUGGAACAAGAGACUGAUGCCAAAAUCGAACAGUUGAAGAAUGAAGCUUCCAGGAUUUCUAAUGAUGUUGUGGAGAUGCUCCUCAAACAUGUCACCACUGUCAAGAACUGA